AUGGCUUGCCACGGUGACGGGAAAGCUUGUUUGCCUUUUGCCUCCCUAGAGCCGGUCGAUCAUGCCAAGCGUGCAAGGCGCUACCCCUCGGCCAACGACGAAGCCGCGGCGAGCGCGUGCCCACGUUUCGGAAAGCCAGGCGCCACAUUCCCGCUUUACGAGGAGCCCCGAAUCGAUGGUGAGGAGCGCAAGGAGAGAGAUGGAUAUAUGCUCGAAACGCUGUGA
Gaeumannomyces tritici R3-111a-1 is the source of this 225-nucleotide messenger RNA. RefSeq lists its product as hypothetical. The transcript is spliced from 3 exons. The coding region runs from base 1 to 225 and encodes 74 amino acids. The record is from RefSeq and is a predicted model, not a curated record. Lineage: Eukaryota; Fungi; Ascomycota; Sordariomycetes; Magnaporthales; Magnaporthaceae.